AUGGAUGAAGCUGAGUGUAAGGCAGAAUUUCCUGUUCAAAAAAAUGAUCUCCACAGGCUUGCCAACGCCUUGCAAAUUCCAGGAACAUUGAAAUGCUACCAAGGAACCGUAUGCGAUGGAAUGGAGGGACUAUGCAUGCUGUUGAGACGACUGUCAUACCCUUGUCGUUUCAAUGAUAUGAUUUCGCGUUUUGGAAGACCUGUUCCUGAGCUAUGUAUGAUAACAAAUCCAGUGAUGGAUUUUAUCUACGUCACCCAUGGCCACCGCAUCACUCAGUGGAAUCCUGCUAUGCUAAAUCCUGGAUUUCUUAAACAGUACGCUGCUGCCAUCGCAGGUAAAGGUGGCGCGCCCAAGACAACUGCUUUGGUUUUGUUGAUGGCACGGUGCGUCCUAUCUCCAAACCGGGUGAGCAGCAGAGGAUUGUAUAUAAUGGGCAUAGAAGGGUCCACGCCUUGA
This is a messenger RNA of Porites evermanni, 456 nucleotides long. The record is from the annotation of a GenBank genome assembly. Lineage: Eukaryota; Metazoa; Cnidaria; Anthozoa; Scleractinia; Poritidae.